Bacillus rossius redtenbacheri is the source of this 1310-nucleotide messenger RNA. RefSeq names its product eukaryotic translation initiation factor 3 subunit G (gene eIF3g1). The coding region runs from base 157 to 1023 and encodes 288 amino acids. Gene Ontology annotation, cellular component: eukaryotic translation initiation factor 3 complex; cytoplasm. The transcript is spliced from 2 exons. NCBI's taxonomy places the organism in Eukaryota, Metazoa, Arthropoda, Insecta, Phasmatodea, Bacillidae. The record is from RefSeq and is a predicted model, not a curated record. Gene Ontology annotation, molecular function: RNA binding; translation initiation factor activity.
AGAGUCGCGCUUUUAUACUAAUCUCCGUUUCCUAUGUACUUUAUUUUCUCUAUGAGUUAAAAGAUACCAUAGAACUUAUGUUAAGGAAUCGUGUGGUAGGGUGUUAUACGAUUAAUAUUUGUUUAGAUUAUAAUACAAGUUUAAAUUUUGGUGAAGAUGCCAGCUGCUGAAGAUGUGGGUACGAGCUGGGCAGAUGAAGUAGAAGAAGAGGGUUCCGGAGGAGCGUUGCCUCCGUCCACUGAAGUAAUUAACAAUGGCUACAAGGUUAUCACAGAGUACAAGCUCAAUGAGGAUGGCAAGAAGGUCAAAGUUGUUCGCACGUUCAAGAUCGAGCGCGUGAUCGUGUCAAAGACGAUCGCGCUGAGGAAAACGUGGCCGAAGUUUGGACAAUCCAAGAACGACAAGCGGGGCCCCAACCCGGCCACGACCAUAGUGGCGGAAGACGUGUUCAUGCAGUUCAUCUCGAGCAAGGAGGAAGAAAACAAGCAGGAGGAAGAUGUGAUGGACAAGUUGAAGUCUGUCGGCGACAAGCUGGUCAAGUGCAGGAAAUGCAACGGCGACCACUGGACGACCAAGUGCCCCUUCCGGGACACGGAACUGCCUGCCGGCAAGAUGCUGGACGACAAGAAGCCGAGCGGAGCGACCUUGAGCAGCGUCAGCUCCUUGGGCGACGACAAGAGCAAGCAGACCAAGUACGUUCCGCCCAACCUGCGUGGAGACCCCAGCAAGCGAGAGGGUUUGACCAACCCGAGGCUCCGCGAUGAUGCAACAGCCAUCAGGGUGUCCAACCUAUCUGAGAGUACUACCGAAACCGACUUGGAAGACCUGGUGAAGCCUUUUGGACCCAUUUCGAAGCUCUACCUUGCGAGAGAUAAGCAAACUGGCAUUUGCAAGGGAUUUGCUUACAUUCACUUUAAAAUGAGAUCAGAUGCAGCCAAGGCUAUUGCAGCUUUGAAUGGGCAUGGCUAUGAUCACUUAAUUCUAAAUGUUGAUUGGUCGAAGCCUCCAGCGACCAGUAAUUAAAUGUUAAGAAAUCUUGUCACAUAAUAUGUAUGAGAGUAAUAUUGCUAUAAGAAACUCAACUGUUGUAUUCUAUGGACACAGACUACCAUUUUCAUUUUAAUAAUUGUCUGUAUGAUGAAUCUGUUUAGAUAAACCUCCAUGCAAAUAUUUUGGUAGGCAGUGCAUUUUAAGAAUGUUACUUGCUUGUUUUGGUUUUUAUGUUUUCAAAUAUUAUUACAUUGUAAGUUUAUAAAAACAAAGCCUUUGCAUUGUAUUAGCUAUGAAUAAAUGUUACUUUAUGUACAGAA